Gambusia affinis (western mosquitofish) is the source of this 1690-nucleotide messenger RNA. RefSeq names its product gastrula zinc finger protein XlCGF57.1-like. Gene Ontology annotation, molecular function: DNA-binding transcription factor activity; RNA polymerase II cis-regulatory region sequence-specific DNA binding. Gene Ontology annotation, biological process: regulation of transcription by RNA polymerase II. Bases 73 to 1386 code for a protein of 437 amino acids. The transcript is spliced from 2 exons. The record is from RefSeq and is a predicted model, not a curated record. NCBI's taxonomy places the organism in Eukaryota, Metazoa, Chordata, Actinopteri, Cyprinodontiformes, Poeciliidae.
AAUAGAAAAGAAGAACAAAGCUAAGCUAGAAAACUGCUGCAUUGUCCCAUUCCAGCUAAUAUUUCAGUAACAAUGUCUUCAGUUCAGCAUCUCAGAGAGUUUAUCAGAGAGAGACUAACUGCUGCUGCUCAAGAAAUCUUCACCGAGGUUGAAAAAACCAUAAUUUGCUACGAGGAAGAGCUCGAUGCUCAGCGCAGAAUGAUGGGGAUCAACUGGAAACCAGAAAUUAAGCUACACAGAAUCGGUUCGGAGCUGCAGAGACAAAGUUCUGACCUCCGACAGCCAAGUGUCUCCAAUGAGGAGGAAGCUUCUGCCAUCCAACAAAUCUGUAGCAAAGUUAGUAGGUCCAGUCUGGACCAGAAAGAAGCAGAAUAUCAGUGGACUGAAGAGGAACAGAUGGAACCAGAACUAAAAUGGAUUAAAAAAGAAGAGGAUGAACCAGAACCUACACAGCUCAAAUAUAAGGAAAUAGAAUAUUCACUAACAUAUGUAAAAGAAGAGCAACUAGAUUCUUCAGUGCUUCCAUAUGAACAGCAGCCACCAGAACAUUUACCAACUGGACAGAACCAGAAGAACCUCUGCAGCAGUCAGGAGGGAGAGCAGCUUGUCCAGAAGCAGUUUGCUGCUUUGAUUGAGACUUCUACUCUUCAUGAAUAUGAUAUGAAUGAAGAAGAGAGAAGAACAGAGCAGUUUUCCCUUCAUAAAUCUCCAGUGGUUGAGAGAAAAAAUCAGGAAGGAAGCAGCUCCUCUGUUUCAGAGAGUCAGUCUGAUACCAGUACAAAGAAAAGCUCUUUCAAAUGUGACUUCUGUGGGAGAUGUUACACACAACAGUGGAAGUUGAAAAAUCAUUACAUAACCCACACUGGUGAGAGACCUUUUUCAUGCCAAUCAUGUGGAAAGAAUUUCUCUCGAAUUAGUGACCUGAAUGUCCACAAGAGAAUUCAUACGAGUGAGAGAUCUUUUUCAUGCCAGUCAUGUGGAAAAACUUUCUCUAAAAUUAACUAUUUAAAUCUCCACACGAGAAUUUAUUCAGGUGAGAAGCCUUUUUGUUGUCAAACAUGUGGGGAAAGAUUCUCUCAGAUUUGUGAUUUAAAUUGUCACGAGAAAAUUCAUACAGCUGAGAGGCUUUUUUCAUGCAAGUCAUGUGAAAAAAGUUUAUCUAAAAUAGAGCUCUCAAAUCAUCAUAAGAAAAUUCAUUCAGGUGAAAAGCCUUUUUCAUGCAACUCAUGCGGAAAAAGGUUCUGGCGAAUGGGUGAUUUAAAUCGUCACAAGAAAAUUCAUACAGGUGAGAAGCCUUUUUUAUGCCAAUCUUGUGGAAAAAGCUUCUCUAGAAGGGAUAAUUUGAGGAUUCACAUGAAAACUCAUACAGGUCAAAGACCGUUUUGAAACCAAACUUGAGGAAAAAUGUUCUAUGAAAUUGAUCAUUCAGAUAUAUACAGGAGAACCCACAUGGCUGAGAUGUGUCUUUCAAAUGAAAAAUGUCUUUCAUUAUGGUAAACUGAAUUUCCACAUGAAACAAAUAUAUAACAAGUACACAAGAGUGAUGGAGCUGGAAUCGCCUAGUGCAGAGGUCUCCAACUCAAUUGCUCAACAUUAAAUGUUCUGCAGGUUUUAGAGUCAUCCCUGUUCCUAGGGGCGCUGCCAGAAUUUUGGCCCCCAUGACAAAAAAUAAAAUUGGUUGCCCCCCCUG